Molecule: messenger RNA, 6815 nt
Organism: Melanotaenia boesemani (Boeseman's rainbowfish)
Lineage: Eukaryota; Metazoa; Chordata; Actinopteri; Atheriniformes; Melanotaeniidae
Gene: clasp2
Product: cytoplasmic linker associated protein 2
Exons: 46
Coding region: 737-5410 (1557 amino acids)
Biological process (GO): mitotic spindle assembly
Cellular component (GO): spindle microtubule; microtubule organizing center; mitotic spindle
Molecular function (GO): microtubule binding
Source: RefSeq, a predicted model, not a curated record
CUAGUCGUUGAAGGGUUGCACGUAAACUGCAGUCCCCGGCAACGCGCAAGCGUUUAGCACCUCUUAACAGAUUUAGCAGCAGCAGUGAUCAUUACUGGAUUAAAAAAGGACAAUUUACCGCCGAACUGGAGCUGACUGUUUGUUGUGGAAGUUUGUUACAACUUUGGAGGAGAAGGAGUCGGCGGCUGAAAGACUGAAGCCUAUGGUCAUGAAGUAGAAGAGCUGAGCGGACCCAGGCGUUAGGCCUGCAGAUACAUAGUGUUAGCCAGCAGAGCUAGCUUAUGUGGAGCUAUUUGUAUUUGUCACUGAGUAAACCAGCAAGGUGCUAUUUUUGUUAGCAUAACAUAGCAAAUCUCAAAUCGGCUAGCUUGUUUUGACGCGGAUAUACAGACCGAACCUGCCAGGGUCCAAUACACUUAGACAUUUCCUGAAGUUUCACUAAGUUUUACGUUCCCUUUGAGCUAAAGUCUCGUAGGAGCUGCGACUUUUUAGUUACGGACAGAAUCGAGCUUUUGGUUUAGGAAAGGAAAGGUUUGUCUGCAAAAGUAAUCAAUCUUUAUAGGAGAUUGCAUGUUGAUGAUAAAACCCCAGUUAGACGCAGUCCGGACCGCUCGCUCUUUCUACCCCUCCGCUGGACUACAGUUAACAUUUGAAAUCCUUCACACCCAGUCCCGCCGACCAUUGUCUUCUGUCUCUGGCCGGCUUCAGUGGCUGGCCACACGGCACUGAGUGCCCAAUGGAGGAACAUGACAACAUGGACUAUUUUUACCAGCAGGUACUGCAGAAGGAUGUAACCCGCAGACUGCAGGUUGGCCAGGACCUGAUUGACUACCUGAACGACCCGCAACGUUCUCCGGACGUAGAGCAGGACAAACCUCGGUUGGACAAAACCAUAGACGAGUUAACGGGAUGGGUAAACUCUAGCAAUUUCAAGGUGGCAUUGUUAGGGAUAGACAUAUGCGGUGCAUUCGUGGACCGCUUGGGAGAGCGGUUCAAAGGAUAUCUUGGCACAGUCUUGCCAGCUCUGGUGGACAGGCUGGGUGAUGGGAAGGACCAGGUCAGGGAGAACAGCCAAGCUCUCAUCCUGCGAUGCAUGGAGCAGACUUCUUCACCCAUGUACGUUUGGGAAAGGCUGCUUCCUGGUUUUAAACACAAAAACUUCCGCAGUCGAGAAGGAACCUGUCUCUGUCUCAGUGCCACGCUCAGCGCGUAUGGAUCCCAGCCCCUGAGCCUCAGUAAAUUAGUUCCUCAUCUCUGCUCUCUAACAGGAGACCAAAACCCACAGGUACGCGAGGCCUCUAUAACAACAUUGGUGGAUGUUUAUCGUCACGUUGGAGAAAGGGUCCGAGCAGACCUGGGAAAGAGAGGACUUCCAGCUGCACGGUUACAGACAAUAUUUUCUCGUUUUGAUGAAGCCUUGAAUUCAGGAAACAUGGCUCUCAGCCCAAGUCACGAUCGUAGUUUUGAUGACGACGACAGUGUGGAUGGACGUUCUUCCUCAGCCCAGGCUGCCUUCAAGGUUCCCAAAGUUCCCAAAAAGCCUGCAGAAUCCUCUGCUGCACGCAGGCCCAGCGCCACUGGCGGCAAGCUAGUGUCAAAGGAAAGUGCUGGAGCAGUUGAUGAAGAAGAUUUCAUUAAAGCCUUCACAGAUGUCCCUACUGUCCAGAUCUACUCAACAAGAGAUCUUGAGGACAACCUUAACAAGAUCCGCGAGAUCUGCUCUGAUGACAAACAUGACUGGGACCAGAGAGCCAACGCUCUGAAGAAAAUUCGCUCAUUGCUGGUUGCAGGCGCUGCCAGUUACGACUGUUUUUACCAGCACUUACGGCUACUAGAUGGAGCCUUCAAACUGUCUGCAAAAGACCUGCGCUCACAAGUGGUUCGAGAGGCCUGCAUCACUGUGGCCCACCUGUCAUCAGUAUUGGGAAAUAAAUUUGACCACGGAGCAGAGGCCAUAGUACCCGUCCUGUUCAACCUCAUCCCCAACUGUGCCAAAGUCAUGGCCACCUCUGGUGUCUCAGCCAUCCGUAUCAUUAUACGCCACACCCAUGUACCCAGGCUCAUUCCCCUGAUAACCAGUAACUGCACAUCCAAGUCUGUGGCCGUUAGAAGGCGCUGCUAUGAUUUCUUGGACCUUCUGCUACAAGAAUGGCAAACCCACUCUUUAGAAAGGCAUACUGCAGUUCUGGUUGAAAGCAUUAAAAAGGGAAUUCGAGAUGCUGACUCGGAGGCCAGAGUAGAGGCCCGCAAGACCUACUGGGGUCUGAGGAACCACUUUCCAGCAGAGGCAGAUGCCCUUUAUAACUCCUUAGAGUCUUCAUACCAGAGGACGCUCCAGUCCUGUCUGAAGAGCUCUGGCAGUGUGGCUUCACUUCCCCAGAGUGACCGUUCCUCAUCUUCCUCUCAAGAGAGCCUCAAUCGUCCUUUGUCUUCCAAGUGGUCGGCAGCUCCAGGGCGAGUCCCUACCAGUUCAAAAAAGGCUGGGGUGUCGCCGGCCUCCCUGCAGCGUUCCCGUAGCGAUGUGGAUGUAAAUGCAGCAGCAGUUGCUAAACAACGCCACGUCGGACAGACCAGGGGAGCGGGCCAUCUGCCCCCUGGCUCCUACUAUUCUCUGGAUGAUGCCUCUGAUAAAACGGAUGGAACCAGGUCAGACAAUGGCCGAGUUCGUGCCAAGCAGCCCUUGUCUACACCCAGCAGCAUGUCAAGCCAGGUGGACUCACGAGGACGCAGCCGCACCAAGAUGGUGUCCCAGUCACAACGUUCCGACGAAUCCGAUUGCACACCAGGAUCUCAGUCUGCUAACCCUGUCGGUGCUGGCAGUCGAAGUGGCUCCCCCGGUCGUGUGCUGACAACAACAACCCUGAGUACCAUGAGUACCGGGGCACACAGGGUGCUUGCCGGAGCCACUGGGGACGGGCACAGACGGAGCCGCAUCCCUCGCAGCCAGGGUUGCUCCAGGGACUCUUCACCCACUCGCCUGUCUGUUGCUCCUUCUAGCAUUAGUUCCAUCUACAAUGGCGCAAGCAGAGGAGCUCGGGGCAGUCGUAUCCCACGGCCCAGUAUGAGUCAGGGCUGCAGCAGAGAGGCCAGCAGGGAGAGCAGCCGGGACACCAGCCCCGUACGCUCCUUCACACCUCUGGCAACCCGGAGCUACUCUCGCUCCACCGGAGCUCUCCACACACCUGAUGCUUUUGGGGCUGCAGGAUCAGGUUUUGGCAUCAGUCAGUCUAGUCGUCUCUCUUCUUCUGUCAGUGCCAUGAGGGUCCUGAACACUGGUUCAGAUGUAGAAGAGGCUCUUGCAGAUGCACUGCUGUUGGGAGACAUGAGAUCCAAGAAAAAGCCUGCACGGCGGCGGUAUGAGAACUACGGCAUGUAUUCCGAUGACGACGCCAACAGCGAUGCAUCCAGCGCCUGUUCAGAGAGAUCCUACAGCUCCAGGAACGGAGGAGCCAUCCCCACUUACAUGAGGCAAACAGAAGAUGUUGCUGAGGUCCUUAACCGCUGUGCCAGUGCCAACUGGUCUGAGAGGAAAGAGGGUCUGUUGGGUCUCCAGGCACUACUUAAGAACCAGCGCACCCUCAGUCGGGUAGAGUUAAAGAGACUGUGUGAAAUCUUCACCAGAAUGUUUGCAGACCCUCACAGUAAGCGAGACUCCGGCAGGGUGUACGGCACGGCAGAAUCCGGUAUAAGCUCAGCCUCCUUCAAGAGAGUGUUCAGUAUGUUCCUGGAGACUCUGGUAGAUUUCAUCCUGGUUCACAAGGACGACCUGCAGGACUGGUUGUUUGUCCUGCUUACGCAACUGCUGAAGAAGAUGGGAGCAGACCUGCUGGGCUCAGUACAGGCCAAAGUUCAGAGAGCUCUGGACAUCACAAGAGAGUCUUUCCCCAACGAUCUCCAGUUCACUAUUCUGAUGAGGUUUACGGUGGACCAGACACAGACGCCCAACCUCAAGGUGAAGGUAGCUAUUCUCAAGUACAUUGAGACGCUGACACUACAGAUGGAAGCUCCAGACUUUGUUAACUCCAGUGAGACUCGACUGGCUGUCUCUCGCAUCAUCACCUGGACGACUGAACCGAAGAGCUCAGAUGUCAGAAAGGCUGCCCAGGCAGUUCUAAUCGCACUGUUCCAGCUCAACACUCCAGAGUUCACGAUGCUGCUGGCAGCUCUUCCCAAAACCUUUCAGGACGGCGCCACCAAGUUGCUUCAAAACCAUCUGAAGAACACGGGCAACGCUGCUCAGGCACCAAUGGGCAGCCCAUUGACCCGCCACACCCCCCGCUCUCCAGCUAGCUGGUCCAGUCCUGUCACUUCACCCACUAACACCUCCCAGAAUACUCCGUCACCAAGUGCAUUUGACUAUGACACUGAAAACAUGAACUCUGAGGACAUCUACAGCUCUCUGAAAGGCGUCACUGAGGCGAUCCAGAACUUCAGUGUUCGCAGCCAAGAAGACAUGAACGAUCCCAUGCAACGACGAGAAGGAGAGGAGGGAGGCAGCGGGACAGAUGGCAGAGGGUCUGACAACGUGGAUGGUGGCCGCAUGGCUCUUGAUAACAAGACUUCCCUCCUCAACACCCCCCUGCUUUCCUCCAGUCCCCGAGGGGCCCGUGAGCACUUGUCUGACUCCCCCUUCAAACACAGCCGUAAAGAUACCAGCCUGGAUGACUCAGAGCUCCUCACUGACGAUAGUAACCUUGACCAAUCUGAGCUGGUGGCCGAGCUGCUCAAGGAGUUGUCCAACCAUAACGAGCGCAUCGAGGAAAGGAAGGCAGCGCUGUGUGAGCUGCUGAAGUUGAUUCGUGAAAACACGCUGCAGGUGUGGGACGAACACUUCAAGACCAUCCUGCUACUGCUGCUGGAGACGAUGGGCGACAGAGAGCAUGUGAUCCGAACGCUGGCUUUGCGUGUGCUGAGAGAGAUUCUCAGUAAGCAGCCUUGGAGGUUCAAGAACUAUGCAGAGCUCACCAUCAUGAAGGCCCUGGAGGCUCACAAAGACCCCCACAAAGAGGUGGUACGAGCAGCAGAGGAGACGGCAGCCAUGUUGGCUCUGUCCAUCAGUCCAGAGCAGUGUAUCAAAGUGUUGUGUCCCAUUAUCCAGUCAGCUGAUUACCCCAUCAACUUAGCUGCCAUCAAGAUGCAGACCAAGGUGGUGGAGAGGAUUCCUCGUGAGGGUCUGAUCAGCAUGCUGCCUGAGAUAGUGCCAGGUCUCAUACAGGGUUACGACAACUCUGAGAGCAGUGUAAGGAAAGCCUGUGUGUUCUGCCUGGUGGCCAUCUAUGCAGUGAUAGGAGAGGACCUCAAACCACAUCUUGGCCAACUCUCCAGCAGCAAGCUGAAGCUGUUAAAUCUGUACAUCAAGCGUGCCCAGUCCGGCUCCAGCGGCAGUGAACCCCCAUCCGAGGGCCUAUAGAAGAGAUGCUCGUAUCCCACCAGGCGACCACAGAACUGCAGCUGUGCCCACUAAGCCUAAAACAUCUGCUCAUGAUCCCACACCCACAUGAACUGAAAAUAAAACACAGAUCCAGACUUAACAAAAGCAAACUGCUUACAUCCACAACAGACAUGGUGUCAGACACAAACAUACAUAGGCAUACACCAUCCUCAUGUUUCCCGCCUCACCUCAUGAUGGGAGUUGGUGCAGAGGAGAGGAACGUUGUAGUUCUCCUCAUCGUUACUGAGCAUCUAUCUCGAUGUCAGACUGAACUGAACCCUUAAAUCUCAAUUAAAUAUAAACAUACUCCACCCAGAUUUGUCAUUUGUCACUCAAGGAUGAAGAUAUGAAAUGUCCGUCCUGUCCAGCAGUAUACACUCAGAACAAAUGUCUUUGUGUCAAAAGAAGUGGUGUAUCUGCUUGGUUCUCAUUUUUCUGAGGGUUAACAUUCAUCAAACACUUCAAUAAACAAAACUGUGCUUUACUUUUCUUUUCUUUUUUUUCUUUCACAAGUGAGUAACUUGGGGCCAGGUAGACAGGAAUGUAAAUUUACAUUGAGAUAUUGUUCCAUUUUAUUUCACACAUUUAGGCUUUACUAGUAGUUUUAAUUCCUGGAGUUUUAUUUCUCACUCACACAUCAACACAUGCUCUCCCUUCUAGAAAGAGGCUGAUUAGCCUCAAAAGGUACGACCGACUGACACCUCUGCACAGCACUAAUGCAAGUCAGGGCGAGGAACGCCUGCUCGUGGUAAACAGUGCAGACAGAAUGCAGAUUAUAGGAGGUGUUACAUGCUUGGCUAUGCAUGAGACUACAUUAAAAGAGAGAGAACUUUUUAUUGGGGGCCUGUUGACAGAGUAGUGUGACUGGGGUUUUAAAUUAAUGUGAAAAAUGUCCACCCUUUUCAGAUCGGUCCAUGGUGUUCUCCAUUUGUCCCAGCUCAUCUUGGAUCAGCCCAUUUCUGGGUCACGUUCGGAGGAAGAUGAGUUUCUGCUGCUUUACUACAUGAAGUAUGACAGGACAUGGCAUAUUACCACAUAGUGGAUAUGUAUCUAUAUAUGAUAUUAAAACGGAAUAUCCAGUAAUGGUGUUGUCUAGGAGAGUCCCCCAGGGGGGGUGCAUGCACGCACCUUCGCCCAUCCUUGUUUUUAUUUAUCGCUCUCAGUUGCGCGUGCAGUAGUUUCUCACUUUCUUUUUUCUCUCAGCUGAGAAAUUUGUAGAAAUGUAUUAUUUACAGCUCUGAAAAAGUCAUGUUCUCACUUUACUCUUUUCCUGUUCGUGUCUUUCUUUCCUUCCUCCCUCUUGUUGUAACAUUCUAGUUUUCACUGUUUUCUCCGUGCAUUUACAAAGCUGUGCUUACAAUAAAAGAACUUGUACAGAUCAUAA